This is a messenger RNA of Alligator sinensis (Chinese alligator), 4908 nucleotides long. It is a transcript of the gene GGH, whose product is annotated as gamma-glutamyl hydrolase. Gene Ontology annotation, cellular component: vacuole. The record is from RefSeq and is a predicted model, not a curated record. Gene Ontology annotation, biological process: tetrahydrofolylpolyglutamate metabolic process. Gene Ontology annotation, molecular function: gamma-glutamyl-peptidase activity. Lineage: Eukaryota; Metazoa; Chordata; Crocodylia; Alligatoridae. The transcript has 9 exons. Bases 23 to 1006 code for a protein of 327 amino acids.
GGGGGCUCAGCUGCGCGGCUGGAUGCUGCGGGCAGACGUGCUCAUGCCGGGCUCCUGGGCUCUGCGUGCCUCGCUGGCCUCCCUCCUCCUCUGCGCCAAUGCUCUGCCCUCCGUUUUGUACCGGGGCCACCUGGAGAGAAGCAACGAGAGACCCAUCAUCGGGAUAUUGACACAGGAAUGUUCCCCAUCGUUCUUGAAGCAUGGGAAGUCCUACCUUGCUGCUUCAUACGUGAAGUUUAUAGAAUCAGCUGGGGCACGGGUCAUGCCAAUAAGAUUAAAUUGUUCAGAUGAAGAGUAUGAUAGGAUUUUUCAGUCUAUAAAUGGGGUGCUCUUUCCAGGAGGUGGUGUGAACCUUAAGACUUCACAAUAUUCCAGUAUUGCUCGGAUAUUUUACAACAAAGCACUAGAGGCUAAUGACAAGGGAGACUAUUUUCCUGUAUGGGGAACUUGCCUAGGAUUUGAAGAGCUUACAUACCUCACCAGUGGAAAGAUUUUACUUGUUCGGACUAAUACUACAGGUGUUGCAUUCCCACUGAACUUUACUUCAGAUGCAAAAGAUAGCAGGUUAUUCAAGGAUUUCCCAGAUGAGUUGUUACGACAUCUUGCUACUGAGCCUUUGACAGCAAACUUUCACUACUGGAGUCUUUCCAAGCAGAAUUUCAGAGCGAAUAACAAACUAUGGAAAUUCUAUAAGGUUCUGACAACCAACACGCACAAUGAAGUGGAGUUUAUAUCAACAAUGGAAGCAUUUGAAUAUCCCAUUUAUGGUGUUCAGUGGCAUCCAGAGAAAAAUCCUUUUGAAUGGUACAACUCAUCAGGAAUACCACAUUCCCCAUCAGCUGUGAAAGCAGCAUAUUAUACAGCUGACUUCUUUGUUAAUGAAGCCCGGAAGAGCCUGCACCAUUUUUCCAGUAAAGAAGAAGAAACCAAAGCAUUGAUUUACAAUUAUAUCCCAGUUUUUUUGGGAGGAUCGUCUAUAUUUCAGCAAGUCUUUUUUUUUGAUUGAAUGUCUCCUCAGAGGUACAGGAUAGCUAUUUGUGAAUAGAGUUGUUUGUUCCUGUUUCAUAAUUAAGCAGAUGUUGUGCAUUGCAAAUGACAGAAGGCCUGAGUGCCUUACAUUACCUUACAAUGAUUUAUCUUGUGUUGUCUUUGUAGGGUUGAACUAUUAAUUUAAAAAUUUACAUUCAGUGAUAAAAUAAUUGUGAUGGAUCACGUUUUCAAACAUGCUACAGAAAAAUGUAUUUUACCUCCAGAGGAGACAACUUAAUUAUACAUCGAAAGAAUCAGGGGGCAUUUUUACAUGUGCUCUGGAGGUGGGAGGUGGCACUUUAAUUAGAGUGGUAUAGCUCUGAGAGCCACUUCAAUUAAAGCUCCCCACCGUCUUGUGCGUUAGUACCCCUGUACUUCAAAAUGGUGGCAGAGCUGCUUGAAAUGAAGCUCGUUUGACAAGCUUUAGUUCAAACACCCCCACCACCAUUUGAAGCACAGGGACGCUAAUACAUGAGACGUGGGAGGAUGCCGGAGCACAAUAAUUGCCACGCUCCAGCAGACUUGGCUAAUCGAGCAUCCACGUUUAUUAAAAAUUUUGCAAUAUUUUGCUCACAUAUAUUUCAAAUUAGUUUACUUCUGCAAAAUAUGGUGGAAUCUAUCAUUGUAACAUAUUUAGUUUAAAUAUAUAUUACAGUAUAAUUCUGUUCUCCUGGAAAGAAUAUGAAACAUUUUAAAAAUGAAACGGUCAUCUCAUUUGGAACUUAAUAUAAGUAUGUCUGCAUAACCAAACUCUUGGCAGAGAACACAGUGGGUAUGUCUACAUGUGUUAUUAAUUUGAAGAAACAAACUCCAGCAUAUAACUUGUUGGAGGUUAUUGCUCCCAGGCGUGCUGUUUGAAUAUCAGCAUCUACACAUGCGUUGCAGUACACCAAAAAACUCCACAGCAGGAUAGUACUUUUAUUAACUGGAUAGUACUUGUCUUUAUGGAAAAACUCCCUGCUGCAGAGUUUAUUAGUUUCCUAAUAAUGCGGCCUAGUAGAGCUGCAUGUGUAGAUACUAUGAUAUUUAGUGCAGAGCUAAUUAGGCAGCUCCUCAGGAAAUGUCUUGUGUAGAUGUAGCCAGUCUGUCCUUGGAAACAAGGACAAAAUAAUAGGAAAGUGUUGUUGCAGAAAGAUAUAAAAAGGUCAUGUAGUAUCCUAUUUAUGGAAUUGUAUUGGGUAUCUUUUUGGGUAGCUUGUGCUAUUGUAGUCUUACAUAUCGGGGAAAAUGAAGCAUAGUCAAGGCAUAGCUAACAUCAGAAAAAAUAAUCUAGUUUGGAGGGCCUAUGUUACAGAACACUGGGCAUGUUUACAUGUGAAUUUACAUGUGCCUAAACUUAAUGUGCCUUACCCUAAGGCACAUUAAAACAGUUUAGGUGCAUGUCUACAUGUGGUUACCUUAAGGUGCCUUAACAUGGCUUUGCAUCCUGCCCUUGUCAGCACUCUAGACAGUUCCUCUCACAGCACUGCUCUUAUCCACUUCCCCUGGUCCUCCCUCCCCAGCAGAUGAAUGGCACUGCCAGGAAGUAAAAAUGGUGGGUACUUUUGCUUCCGCUAGCAUCAAUCCUGCCCUGUGGUAGAGGCAUGGGUUUGCUGGCCAGGCAAUGCAACCCCUGUAGUGGUGGGACGCCUCACUGCCUGCCUGGGAUUUAGGCACCUUUAGAAGCUGGUGCUGGGGCUCCUGCCUGAGACAGCAAGCAGACUGGGUCUGCGUCUGACCCUGCAACUCAUGGCAGGUUUUUCCUGCUCCAGCUGGCUCCGUCCCUAGCAAGCGCCCAGCUUGUCUGCUGGCAGGACACUCCUGGGGGCUCUGCUUGGCUCAGCCUAGGGAGGCUGGGCACCAAGCCCCCUGCCCAUGUUGCAGCUGGUGCAACAGACAUAAGUGUUAAGGUGCCGUACCGCGCUUACACAUGGGGUACGGUGUCUCUACUACUCACACCUAAAUUUGAUACCUGCUUUAUGCAGGUAUCAAAUUUAGUGCUAGAUCUCCCUAAGUUGCCAUAUUUAAGGCACAUUAAGGAUGGGCACACGUAGACACAUCCUUAAUGCACCUUAAAUACAGCAACUAAUGCAAUGUUAAUUGCCUUAAGUCACUUUAAGGGCGCAUGUGUAGACAUACCCACUGAUUAACUUCCCACUCCCAACUUAAAAUACAUUUUCAUACCUUCCUUGAGAAUCCAAUCAGGAAGCCCACUGUAAUCAAUGGACAGAUCUUUGGAUUAGGCCCUCAAUUUGCUUUUUAAAGGACUGAGUAGUCCUUAACGCCAUCAUGAGUAAUUUAACUUUUUCUUUUCCUAUUGAGUGAAUUCCUGAUCAAAUCAAAAGCUUGGUUAUUGAUGACAGAAGGGCCAAAGUUUUACUCUUCUUUUUAAAACAGGGUCAUGUCAUACUUUACAUAAAGAUGACUACAUGGAGUCAGCACUGCAAAUGCUUACUGUUGAAUUUACUGUACUGUAAUCCCUUUCUCUUUGUUUGCCUUGCAGCACACUUCCUUAAAUUUAAGUGGAUGUUCUCAAUUACUGAAAAAAGUUUGAGUAUUUCUUUGCUAGAUCCAUAUGAGAAUUCAAAUGAGACAAUUGCACAUAUUUCUCUUUCAUUAGUCAGGCUGUAAACUUGCAUUGAUGUCAAUGGGAAUUUUGAGUAUGAAAAAAUACAGGUUUUGACACUCAGGUCUCCAGAAUUGGAAGUGAAUAUACUGUAUUCUGAAGUACCAAAUCUGAAAUACAUGCAAUACAUUUCUCAGGUCAUUCAAGUUGGAGGAAUACUUUUUUCUUGCUAGUUACAAUUAGAUAGGGCUAGCCACAAAGCAAAAGCAGCUAUCUGGGUAUGGCUUGGGUCUGAAACUCAAAGCCUGUAUUUCAGUUUCUGGGUGUUACUGUCAAAGGGAGAGAAAUUGAAUUUCUGUGGGACAUUGUAGGUUACUUCUGCAAUUGCUUGUCUAGCCCAGUUGAGUUCACUAUAGUUCUAUGUUAUAUUUUGAAUCUGUAGCAUGGGUCUGAUUUCUUACACAAAUAUGACAGUAUAAAUUGACUGCAUUAGAAUUAUUCCUGGCAUACACUGGGGAGAGGAGAGAUGGAAUCAGAUCCUCUAUCUGUCAACAAGCAGAGCAGCUAAGUUACUUACAAACUAAGGGCCAAAUCCUGCAGUUCUUACACAAGCAAAACUCUCAGAGACGUUGACCUGAUUAAGCAAUGGAAGAUGCAGCCCUUAUAUAGGGACCAAUCCUGACUUUGGGAUUCUUGUUAAGUUCAGUGGUGGUAAGAAGGGAUAUAUUGUAUACAGUAUAAUAUGUUUUGGGGGUAUUGGUUGUUGCCAUGUUGGUCUAAGGACAUAGGUAUCCAAGGUUCUUUGGGCAAAUGCAAUAUCUUUUAUUAGAUCAACUGUGCGCCAUAAAUCAUGGACUAAUUGGAUUUAUGGCACAUUAUAACCUGCCUGCUAUCUGAUAACCCCAGGUAACAGCUCUGCAUUUUACCAGCAACAUUCUAUCACCAGUUCAACACUCCCCACUUUCCCCUUUGCCACCUGUCUUACACCUAUUGUCUCCCAUGGCCUCUGAUCCUCACUGCCACACAUUUGCAUAUUGGCUUCUGUUCCAUCCAAGAGAACACAAAGCAACAGCAGCCUCUCCCUAUGCCUGAAGAAGGGGGUCUGUGCCCAAAAGCUUGCAAAGAACAAUUUUUCCAACUAUUUUGUUGGUCUAAUAAAAUAUAUCCCAUCUACCCAAAGAACUUUGUCUGAUAUAUAACAUGGAAGAGAUUAGUAUAUUUAUUCACAAAUAUGUAAGUUUAUUUUUCUUGUUGUUUUGUUCUACUGUAUAAGCCUUACUUCAAUGAACUGAUAAUGUUAAUGAUGUCCUUUAAUACUUGAAAUAAAAUUUAUC